This is a messenger RNA of Cokeromyces recurvatus, 1204 nucleotides long. RefSeq names its product isoprenoid synthase domain-containing protein. Gene Ontology annotation, biological process: isoprenoid biosynthetic process; ubiquinone biosynthetic process. Gene Ontology annotation, molecular function: prenyltransferase activity. NCBI's taxonomy places the organism in Eukaryota, Fungi, Mucoromycota, Mucoromycetes, Mucorales, Mucoraceae. Gene Ontology annotation, cellular component: transferase complex. The record is from RefSeq and is a predicted model, not a curated record. The transcript has 5 exons. The coding region runs from base 18 to 1061 and encodes 347 amino acids.
UUUUGGUAACUAGAAAAAUGAUAUUAUCCUUUGGCAAUUCUAUUAGAAUUGCUACUAAAAGCUUUAGAGGAAAGCGUCUAAUAAUAAGGCCUACAACUGUGGCCAGUUAUCAUGAAUCAAAAAGAUUAUUAAAAAAGGCUACUAAACUUGAAGAGAUUGACGAUUCCCCAUUUGAUAAAUUAGCUCAAGGAAUGAACGCUAUUAAGUCAACCAUCUUGAAUGUACCACCACUUCGUAAAGUAACUCGACCUAAUAUUGAGUCACUUCCAUUUACUGGACAACCCAAGUCAUGGGAUGAGGCUGUAAAGGAAGCACAAGGCUUAGUCAUUUCAUCACCAAAUCAGGAACGUAUACUUGACCCUAUUAAAUUAUUGGGUAAAGAUAUAUGGGAAUUAAAAGGAAACAUUACUAGUCUAUUAGGUUCAGGACAUCCAUUUAUUAAAACGAUUGGAAAACAUUAUUUUAAAAAUGAUACAAAUCGUAUAAGACCAUUACUAGUACUUUUGAUGGCUAAAGCUACUUUCAAAAAACCAGGAUUUGGUAAUAAAAUGGCCAUACUUGCAGGUGAUUUCUUAUUAGCACGUGCUUCCCUUGCUUUAUCUACCUUGAGAAAUGCAGAAUGUAUUGAUUUAAUUGCUCAAAGUUGUAAGGCAUCUUCUGUAUUAGCUGGUUGUACUAGUGAUAUUCAUCAAAUUGCCUAUACAUAUGGAAAACAUUUUGGUAUUGCUUUACAGCUAAUUGAUGAUGUACAUAUUUUUACGAAAAGCCCUUCAAAAAUUGAAGCCAAAUUACAUAGUUCAGAAUAUAUAACAGCACCUCUUUUAUUAGCUUGGGAAGAAUUUCCUGAACUAGGAUCCUUAAUUGAGCGACAAUUUAAACAAGAAGGAGAUAUUGAAAAGGCACGCAUUUUAAUAUAUAAAAGUAAUGGGUUAAAGAAAACCUUAUUGUUAGCAAAAGAACAUAUAGAAUUAGCUACUACAGCAAUUGAAAAACUAGCGCCUUCUGACGCUCAAACAGCAUUGAUUCAAUUAGCAAAAAAUUUACCAUCUAGAAACAACUAAAAUUUGUAGAAUAAUACAAGACCGUUUCUUUUCUAUAUUUACUAUAAUUUUUUUUAAAGCAUUCAUACAGCAUACACGUUCUCUUCACUGUAUAUAUUUAUAUAGAUAGAUAGAUAGAUAAAUAUCAAAUAAAAUCAUUUUAC